CCAGACUUGGAAGCUGCUCCCCGAGCUGAUGCUCUGAUGGUAUCUGCAAGCGUGUGUGCUGAUCUUAUUUCUGCCCUCUGAAUAUUAAUUCCUGAAGCUGGUAGAAAUAUAUCGCCCCAGUGACGGGACCUACUAGAGGCAGGUGGGGGGAGCCACCACCAGAUCAUAAGCAUAAUAAUAAUACAAAGGGGAGGGAUUCUUCUGAGAGGCAAGAAGCAGGGGGGGGGGAGCGAUGAGUUCGCCAAAUAUAUGGAGCACAGGAAGCUCAGUCUACUGCACUCCUGUAUUUUCACAGAAAAUGACGGUGUGGAUCCUGCUCCUGCUAACGCUCUACCCCGGCCUUACUAGCCAAAAAUCUGAUGAUGACUAUGAAGAUUAUGCUUCUAACAAAACAUGGGUCUUGACACCCAAAGUUCCUGAGGGUGAUGUCACUAUUAUCUUAAACAAUCUCCUAGAAGGAUAUGACAAUAAACUCCGACCUGAUAUAGGAGUGAAGCCAACAUUAAUUCACACAGACAUGUAUGUGAAUAGCAUCGGUCCAGUGAAUGCUAUCAAUAUGGAAUAUACAAUUGAUAUAUUUUUUGCCCAAACAUGGUAUGACAGACGUUUGAAAUUCAACAGCACCAUUAAAGUCCUCCGAUUGAAUAGCAACAUGGUGGGGAAAAUCUGGAUUCCAGACACUUUCUUCAGAAAUUCAAAAAAGGCUGAUGCACAUUGGAUAACCACCCCCAAUAGGAUGCUGAGAAUUUGGAAUGAUGGUCGAGUGCUCUACACCUUAAGGUUGACAAUUGAUGCUGAGUGCCAAUUACAGUUGCACAAUUUUCCAAUGGAUGAACACUCCUGCCCCUUGGAGUUCUCCAGUUAUGGCUAUCCACGGGAAGAAAUUGUCUACCAAUGGAAGCGUAACUCUGUUGAAGUGGGUGACACAAGAUCUUGGAGGCUUUAUCAAUUUUCAUUUGUUGGACUGAGAAAUACCACAGAUGUAGUGAAGACAACUUCUGGAGAUUAUGUGGUCAUGUGUGUCUACUUUGACCUGAGCAGAAGAAUGGGAUACUUCACCAUCCAGACCUACAUCCCCUGCACACUCAUUGUUGUUCUAUCCUGGGUGUCUUUCUGGAUCAAUAAGGAUGCUGUGCCAGCCAGAACUUCUCUAGGUAUCACAACUGUCCUGACAAUGACAACCCUCAGCACCAUCGCCCGGAAGUCACUGCCCAAGGUCUCCUAUGUCACAGCAAUGGAUCUCUUUGUAUCUGUCUGCUUCAUAUUUGUCUUCUCUGCUUUGGUGGAGUAUGGCACCCUACAUUAUUUUGUCAGCAAUCGGAAACCAAGCAAGGACAAAGACAAAAAGAAGAAAAACCCUCUUCUUCGGAUGUUUUCCUUCAAGGCCCCUACUAUUGAUAUUCGCCCAAGAUCAGCAACCAUUCAAAUGAACAAUGCCACGCACCUUCAAGAGAGAGAUGAAGAAUAUGGGUACGAGUGUCUGGACGGCAAGGACUGUGCCAGCUUUUUCUGCUGUUUUGAAGAUUGCCGAACAGGAGCUUGGAGACACGGGAGGAUACAUAUCCGUAUUGCCAAAAUGGACUCAUAUGCGCGGAUCUUCUUCCCCACGGCCUUCUGCUUGUUCAACUUGGUUUAUUGGGUCUCUUACCUCUACCUGUAAAGAGGUAGGGAUCUUAUUGUUAUAAGGGUCUUAUUUACUAAAUCUCAUGGAGAGAAGAUGUCCUUCCUAAGUCCACUUAAAUAAUCCUCUGUGCGGUUUAUAAUGAUCUGAAUUUGUUUCUUUGUUCUAACCUGGUAAAUUGUAUUAUUGUCAUACUGUUUGCACCCAACUCGCCUUUGAUAAGUGUAAUUUAAACUAUAAUGUUUCUGUGUUGCAAACCUGCAGGGCAAGUUGAAAUUAGAGCAAGAACAUUGAAACCAAACAAGAUAUUUCCAGCUACAGAACUGAAAUAGUAAAAGCAAUGAUUAUUUGCAGUGGUGGUGUCCUCAUUCCUUUCAAAAUACAGUUAGAUGCAAAAUAUCCCAAACUGUUCCCUAAGAUCAUAUGGGGUCAAACUGUAGUAAAUUGAUCCCAACAGAACAUCUCCCUCAUUUGUGACAAAUCACAACUCAUUUUAAAUAUAAGAACCUAGACAAGAAACCUAUUAUACCUCGAUCCCAAGAUAGAAAGAAAAUUUCCUUCACAUCACAUGUACAAUGAUGUAAAUAUUUCAAUAACAUAGAAUGCUUCAAGUUUAAUGCAUGCAUCUCUUUAGAGCCAAAAUAAAUGGACUGAAGUUAACAUCAUAAA
Molecule: messenger RNA, 2290 nt
Organism: Myotis davidii
Lineage: Eukaryota; Metazoa; Chordata; Mammalia; Chiroptera; Vespertilionidae
Gene: GABRG2
Product: gamma-aminobutyric acid type A receptor gamma2 subunit
Exons: 10
Coding region: 233-1660 (475 amino acids)
Biological process (GO): monoatomic ion transmembrane transport; regulation of postsynaptic membrane potential; nervous system process
Cellular component (GO): neuron projection; postsynapse; dendrite membrane
Molecular function (GO): GABA-A receptor activity; inhibitory extracellular ligand-gated monoatomic ion channel activity; GABA-gated chloride ion channel activity
Source: RefSeq, a predicted model, not a curated record